Brugia pahangi is the source of this 1443-nucleotide messenger RNA. NCBI's taxonomy places the organism in Eukaryota, Metazoa, Nematoda, Chromadorea, Rhabditida, Onchocercidae. The record is from the annotation of a GenBank genome assembly.
AUGCUAGCUAUUAUCUUUGCAUGCUUGCUACAAUCAGCUAAUGGUCAGUAUUCAAGCAUAACUGAGUCAUCUGUCAAUGUAACAGCACCACAGUUAAGCUAUGGAGGAAGCGAAUCAAGUUAUGUCUAUACAAAACCAACAGUUCCUGCAGCUCCACCACAUGUUCUAAUAAGAGAUGAGCCAUCGCUCGGAUAUCGGCCACCGCCACCUCCGAUAAGACGAGAUGCCAAAAGUUCCGGAAAGUGUUCCUUCGAUCGUAAAUCUUGGCGAUUCGAGCCUCAAACUGCAAUUGCAAACGCAAUAAUGUUUGAGCGCACAACUGGCUUUACAUGUGAGGAAUGUGUUCGAAAAUGUCUCCAUUUUCAGUUAUCCCAGGAUCCGAAUUCCGAAUGGAUGUGCCGUUCGUUAACUUUCGAUCAUCACUGGAAAAUUUGCGAUUUAUUUGCUGUGAAUGGCACAAAUCCUCCUCAUUUCCUUACUGAAUAUUUGGAUAGAGAUUAUCUCGAAUAUCUGCGAGUAAAUCCGUCUUCCAAUGUUCAUUUAACUCAGUACUCGACUGUCUCUGAUGCAGGCAAUAAAGAACCAGCAUAUCUAACAGCUUCACAAAACACAGAGAUAACUGAAAAAUAUGGAUCAGAUUCGCUUUCAGACUACCAACCUGUGCACCGAAAAUUGACUAACAAAAGUGGUGAAAAGCUAUGCAAGAAUGAAGAUGUGACACGUUACGCAAUGAUAUUAAACUACGAACGGUUAAAUUCAGCGACUGAUAUGCACUUUGUUAAAAGCGAAAGUCUGAAAGAAUGCGCAAGAGCAUGCGAUCAAGAUGAGAUGUUCACUUGCACAUCUGUUAUUCACAGGACUAAAGAAUGCGAAUUAUCAGUUUCAAGGACUACUCAUAAAAACAGUGAUGACUUCAUCUUCAAAGAAAACAGCACAUAUCUGGAAAAAUUUUGUUUCUCAGCGAGUUUAGCCAAGGCAACAGAAAAGUUGUGGCCAACAGUCCUGGAUCAUAUUCUUGUUGGUCAUGUAGUGGAAGUGGUUGAUGCAGCCUCGCUGAUCGGAUGUAUGAGUGCCUGUUUACAAGCUGAACAGGAAUUCUCAUUCCUGUGUCGUUCAGCAAUGUGGUACCCAAAUGAUAAAGAUCAGAACUGUUUGUUAAAUACGGAAAAUCGAGAAACACAUCCAAACGUAUUUGUUGCUGAAAAUCAGGGAGUUCGCGUGUUUUACUUUGAAAUACCACGAACACGCAAUAAGAAGGAAAUAUCCGACGUCUUCCGGGACGAUCCAGUUGAGGACGAUUAUACACAGUGGUCAUUAUGCAACAGUUCCAAUGUGCAACAUCGCUAUUUGAAAUGCAAAGACCAAACUGAUGUACGAAAAUGUCCACAACAAACAAAACUUUGCAAGCGAGGUAACUACCCGCUAAUUCCGAUGGAUUUCUAA